ACUUAUUGUAAAAUUGUGUCUCAUAUAAUGACCCCUUUUUUUAAUUCUUCCUUCAUCUCCAUAGCUCCCAAUUACAAACAUGGAUUGGUCACAUUCCCUCAUGUUCUUGCCUUUUCUCAUUCUUUUUUCUUCUUCCAUUCAUGGCAUUCAUGGUGAUGCUAUGGUUAGUGGCACUGUCUUUUGUGACCAAUGCAAAGAUGGCCAACGAUCUCUCUUUGAUUAUCCCAUUUAUGGAAUCAAAGUGAAGAUGGAAUGUGCAAAUAGUAAUGGAGAAAUCACAAUGUCAAGAGAAGAGACAACAGAUUGGUUAGGUAACUAUGGAAUGAGAGUUGAUGGGAGUCCAGAUUUGAGCAAUUGUUAUGCAGAGGUUUCAAGCAAUGGUGAUGGUGGUGGAGGUUCAAAUGGCUGUGGUGUAGGAGCUGGUCCAGCACAAAAGCUGAGGCUAAUGUUUAGAAUGUUUGAUAUGGAAAUUUAUUCUGUGGACUCGUUGCUAACUCAGCCUUCUCAACCAAUGUCUUUUUGCCCCAACUCGUCUAAUAACCCGGUUCCUAAACCCGUAAGGCCGCCGGCUCCGGAGGUGUCUCCGGUGAUGCCGCCUCCGCGCUUCAAGGUUCCUACAUUGCCACCGCUACCUCCGUUGCCGCCUAUGCCGCCGGUGCCUUUCCUGGAAGCAUCUGCUUGUAGUCACAAGAAUUGGACAAUGCCGGAGUAUAAAUGCUACUGGAGAGCAAUAAACCCCGAAAUGAAAGUCGCGGUCGUGUUCGGUUUGGAAGCGGCCCGAAAAUACGGCACCGACAUGACAUUAUGGGAAGGACUCCAAGGAAGAAGUGACCCUUACAAGACUCUGCUACGAGAAGCCAUAACUGCACUCCUCAAUUCUUACAACAGUCUUCAAUUUCCUUACAAUGCAAUAACUGUGGUUACACGUUUCAAUUUGGCAUUAAUGGGUUCUCAGAGGACUGCUCUUCGUACUGCUCUUAGUUUCAUUAGGGCCAAUUCUGGUUAUAGCGGUCGCACCCCUUGCAAAUUCACUGCUUGCAACUGAUUUGUUCGGAUGAUGUUUAUUUAUUGCAUAAUUACGUUUGUAUUGUCAAUUUGAUGCUACUUGCUUCUUAUUUAUUGAAUUGUAAACUUGUAGUGUUAGUUUACAAACAAGUAUACUAAAUACAUAAAAACUUCUCCCUCUA
This is a messenger RNA of Mercurialis annua (annual mercury), 1187 nucleotides long. RefSeq lists its product as uncharacterized. The record is from RefSeq and is a predicted model, not a curated record. Bases 80 to 1045 code for a protein of 321 amino acids. Lineage: Eukaryota; Viridiplantae; Streptophyta; Magnoliopsida; Malpighiales; Euphorbiaceae. The transcript is spliced from 3 exons.